AUGGAAUACUGGAAUCCAAGUCAACAGGGAAGAAAAGUUCAGGCCUAUAAAGACUUUGUGGCCUUUGUUAAACCAAAGUUUGGAUCACUUACCCAUCUCCCUGUAAAAGUAAUCCCACCACAUGCUUUUGAAGGCCUAUGAGACACCUUCAUAAUUGAAAUCUUUCAACAUGACCCUCUAGGAAGAACAGAAGCUUGUGCAUGUGACAGCCUUUCUACUUUGUCUGAAACAAUCCUGAGCACAAAUAAUUUGUUGCAUAUUGAACAUGGAGCAUUCAAAAAUCUGCCAAAACUUAAAUAUUUGAUUCUAGAGGACAAUACAAACCUCAGAAGAAUACACAAUGAUGCCCUGAAGGGAACCACAGGACCAGAUAAGUCCACCCUUCUUUACUCUGCUCGUUUAUACAGGUUACAUGUACAGCACUUAUCCAAAAAUUACACUGGCUAUAGCUCCAUAGACUGUUUUCAGCUGGCAACUCAGAUAUUGUUUCCUCUUCCUUUCAGACAAAAUGCUAUGCUUUUUAUUUUUGACAACUUCUCCAAGCAGUGUGAAAAAAACAUGAAGAAACAAACAUACUUAACUCACUGUAAGUAUCUGCAUAACUCAUUCGAGCUCAUAAUAGAUGAAAGAUACUCCCCUUACAACUAAUCUGCUAUUUUUGAUGAGAAUGAAAUGAUUGGCUUUGAUUUUGAUUACAACUUCUGUCAGCCUAAAAUGCUCAGAUGCACUCCUAAACCAGAUGCAUUUAAUCCUUGUGAGCUAUAUCUGAGGAUAUCUUUUCUGCAAGUCUUGAUUUGCUUUAUUAACAUCUUGGCUGUUGUUGGCAAUUUCACUGUACUCCUUGUCCUACUAACUAGCCAUUAUAAACUGGCUGUUUCCCAUUUCCUCAUCUGUGACCUCUCCUUUGCUGAUUUCUGCAUAGGACUUUAUUUGCUCUUUAUUACCGGGAUGCCCAAAAAGACUGGUCAGUACUACAACCAUGCAAUACACUGGCAAAGUGAUAGUGGCUGCAGCACUAGUGGCUUUUUGUUUUAAACAAUGUUUGCAAGUGAGCUUUCAGUUUACACCCUCACAGUGACCACUGUGGAGAGGUGGCAUACUAUCACCUAUGCAAGGCAGCUGCGUCAAAAGUCGUACCUAAGGCAUUCUAUCUUGAUCAUGCUCAGAGGCUGGGUAUUUUCCACUCUGACAACAGCAUUACCUCUUGUAGGAGUCAGUAGUUGCACAUAAGUCAGCAUUUUUUUACCCAUGGAUACAAAAACAACUCUUCCCCAAGCCUACAUAUCGAUCAUUUUAGUGUUAAAUAUUCUUGCCUUGAUAGUCAUUUGUGCUUGUUAUAUUAACAUUUACAUAGCAGUUCAAAACCCAGAGCUGGCAGCUCCUAACAAAGAUACCAAGAUUGCCAAGAAAAUGGCAGUAUUGAUCUUCACUGAUUUUACCUGCAUGGCAUCCAUCUCAUUUUUUGCCAUAUCAGCUGCCUGUAAAGUACCUCUCAUCGUAGUGACCAACCCUAAAAUUUUGCUAUUGUUUUAUGCAGUCAAUUCCUGUGCAAAAUUUCUGCAUGCCAUUUUAACCAAAGCUUUUCAAAGGGAUUUUUUUCUCCUGAUGACCAAGCUGGGGUGCUGCAAGAAGAAUUAAGCUGAGCUUUACUAAGUGAACUAUUCUGCUGCACAUACUUCCUUCUGCAAAAAUGGCAGUUUAUCCCACAACCCAAACAAAACCUCGCACAUGCUGCUUCAUUUAACAAACUUAUGUGACCAGACAUCCUGUAAAGAGAAUUAA
Messenger RNA from Alligator mississippiensis (American alligator), 1782 nucleotides. RefSeq names its product lutropin-choriogonadotropic hormone receptor. Gene Ontology annotation, biological process: luteinizing hormone signaling pathway; male gonad development; ovulation cycle process. The record is from RefSeq and is a predicted model, not a curated record. Gene Ontology annotation, molecular function: luteinizing hormone receptor activity; protein binding. Gene Ontology annotation, cellular component: membrane. Lineage: Eukaryota; Metazoa; Chordata; Crocodylia; Alligatoridae.